This is a messenger RNA of Orbicella faveolata, 1134 nucleotides long. RefSeq lists its product as uncharacterized. Lineage: Eukaryota; Metazoa; Cnidaria; Anthozoa; Scleractinia; Merulinidae. The record is from RefSeq and is a predicted model, not a curated record.
AACUUACAACGUAGCGGAAAGAUGGCUGGUUUCGUGACAGCGAAUCGCUGGGCAACAGGGGUUGAAACUCAUAAAACUACAGAAGGACGAAUUUUGUGUACAGGAGUUGGAUGUGUUGGAUGUUUUCCUGAAGUUUUAACCGAAGAAGCUAACGAGCUUGGAGUCUGUGACGUGGAUCUGUCGGGAAGCAUUUUAGGUCUUCGGCCGUUUUUAGACGAAGAAAAUUCCCGGGAAAACUUAAAACUGAAAGGAAAACACUUUUCAAGGAGAAAAAAGAAUUUGAAACCAAAGAUGAGGGGACGCAAAAGAACCAUGAAGGAGAAAAAGGUUUCUUCCGAUGGAGAUCUGAGAGACUUUGAAAAUGACAAAAGCAAAUCUGGAGAUGCCUCAACUUCCGAAAAUAUGCCCCAAACAACUUCGACCGUAGCGACGCAGACGGAGCCGUCCGAAUUGGGAAUUGAUGGUCAACCGCUUUCAAAACUCGAAAAUGAUGUGCACAGGCAAGAUUUACUAACUCUUGAAGAAGGAAACAGGGCUGACAUAGAGGGAAAUCCAUUUAACAAUCACGCACAAAUUGGCGCUAAUUGCAACAUUGUUCAAGUUGACGACAACGUAAACAAAACACACAGGAAUCCAGUGGGUUUAUUUACUCGCUCAUCUGGCUCAAGAUUCGAAAAAAUCCACGAUAAAAUGUACAUCGCAAGUGGUAAGAAUAUAGCGCUAAGUUCGUGCGAUAGUAAUCUCACUUACAAAGACACUAUUACCGAACACGCGAAGGACUUUAUGACCACAACAGAGCAACAACAGCUGACCUCAACUGGAGAAGACGCAGUGUGUUUUUUCUUUGCCUUGGAAUACUACAAUAGCCAUCGAAUGUUACCGGACUUUAGGGUCAUGGAGAUCGUCGAGGCACUCAGUAAAGACGUGGAUCUCAAGGACAUUAAGUGUGUUCAAAGAAUUUCUCGGCGAUGGCAUAUGGUAUUAAAAAGUCGCAAAUACAUCAGGCUUUUGCGACACUCGGGGUUGAAGUUGAGAGGGAGGGUGUACCAGCUUAUAGAUGACGUUGAUGGAUAUUUUGAUGUGGUUCAAUGAAAGAAUCGAGUGGUUUAUUAAACUUGAGUAUGACUUUUUAUA